AUGCUGCGGGGCGCGGGCCCCGCGCUGCUGGCCGCCCUGUGCCUGGCGCUGGCGGGGGCGGCGGCGGGCGCGCGGCGGGGCCGGAGGCAGGAGCAGCAGCGGCUGCUGCCCCCGCUCUCGGCCGCCGUCAGCGAGAGCAAGCCUGGCUGUUACGAUAACGGGAAUCACUAUCAUAUAAACCAACAAUGGGAACGCACGUACCUGGGCAACGUCCUGAUCUGUACGUGUUACGGGGGAAGCCGAGGCUUUAACUGCGAGAGCAAGCCCGAAGCCGAAGAGACUUGCUUUGACAAGUACACUGGGAACACUUACAAGGUGGGGGAAACUUAUGAGCGUCCCAAGGACUCCAUGAUCUGGGACUGUACCUGCAUCGGGGCCGGUCGGAGAAGAAUAAGCUGUACCAUUGCAAACCGCUGCCACGAAGGGGGUCAGUCCUACAAGAUUGGCGACACCUGGAGGAGACCACAUGAGACCGGUGGCUACAUGUUAGAGUGUGUGUGUCUUGGUAACGGGAAAGGAGAAUGGACCUGCAAGCCCAUAGCUGAGAAGUGUUUUGACAACGCUGCUGGGACGUCCUACGUUGUCGGGGAAACCUGGGAGAAGCCCUAUCAAGGCUGGAUGAUGGUGGAUUGUACUUGUCUGGGAGAAGGCAGCGGACGCAUCACCUGCACCUCCAGAAACAGAUGCAACGACCAGGACACCAUGACAUCCUAUCGCAUCGGGGAGACCUGGAGCAAGAAGGACACCCGGGGGAACCAGCUCCAGUGCAUCUGCACGGGCAACGGCAGGGGGGAGUGGAAGUGUGAGAGGCACACGUCCCUGCAGACCACGUCCACUGAUGUUGAAAUGGCCGUUUUUCAGCGUCAGCCCCAGCCUCAGCCUCAGCCUCAGCCUUACCCCCAGCCUCCUUCAUAUCCUCACUGUAUCACAGACAGCGGUGUGAUCUACUCAGUCGGGAUGCAGUGGCUGAAGAUACAAGGAGAUAAGCAGAUGCUUUGCACUUGCCUGGGCAAUGGAGUCAGCUGCGAAGAGAGAGCUGUCACUCGGACUUUUGGUGGCAAUUCCAACGGGGAGCCAUGUGUCCUACCAUUCACCUACAACAGCCGGACUUUCUACUCCUGCACCGGCGAAGGGCGACAGGAUGGACAUUUCUGGUGCAGCACGACUUCCAAUUAUGAACAAGACCAGAAAUAUUCCUUCUGUACAGACCAGACUGUUAUGGUUCAAACUCGAGGUGGAAAUUCCAAUGGUGCCUUGUGCCACUUCCCCUUCCUGUACAACAACCACAACUACACCGACUGUACCUCCGAGGGCAGGAGAGACAACAUGAAGUGGUGCGGGACCACGCCCAACUACGACACUGACCAGAAGUUUGGGUUCUGCCCCAUGGCCGCCCACGAAGAAAUCUGCACGACCAGCGAAGGGAUCAUGUACCGCGUUGGAGACCAGUGGGAUAAGCAGCAUGACAUGGGGCACAUGAUGAGGUGCACAUGUGUGGGCAAUGGUCGUGGGGAAUGGACCUGUGUCGCCUACUCCCAGCUCCGAGAUCAGUGCAUUGUGGACGACGUCACUUACAAUGUGAAUGACACAUUUCACAAGCGCCAUGAAGAGGGCCACUUGCUCAACUGCACCUGCUAUGGUCAGGGCCGGGGCCGGUGGAAGUGUGAUCCCGUCGACCAAUGCCAAGAUUCAGAAACCCGAACAUUUUAUCAAAUCGGAGACACCUGGGAGAAGUAUGGGCAGGGAGUCAGGUACCAGUGCUAUUGCUUCGGUCGUGGCAUUGGAGAAUGGCAUUGCCAACCUCUUCAGUCCUAUGCAGUUCCAUCUUCAGAAAGGACUGGUCCUGUCCAGGUUAUCAUCACCGAGACCCCCAGCCAACCCAACACUCACCCCAUCCAGUGGAAUGUGCCCGAGUCAUCCCACAUCACCCAGUACAUCCUCCGAUGGAGGCCUAAAAAUUCUCCAGGCCCUUGGAAGGAGGCCACCAUUCCAGGUCACUUAAACUCCUACAUGAUCAAAGGCCUGAGACCGAACGUGGUGUAUGAGGGGCAGCUCAUCAGUUUCCAGCAGUCUGGCCAGAGAGAGGUGACACGCUUUGACUUCACAACCACCAGCACCAACUCCAUGUCCGGCAACACCGUGACGGGCGAGACAACACCCCUUUCUCCCGUUGUGGCCACUUCUGAAUCUGUCACUGAAAUCACGUCCAGCGGCUUUGUGGUCUCCUGGGUCUCAGCUUCAGACACGGUGACAGGAUUCCGUGUGGAAUACGAGCUGAGCGAGGAUGGAAGCCACCCCCAUUACCUGGACCUUCCAAGCACGGCCACCUCUGUGAACCUCCCCGACCUGCUGCCUGGCCGGAAGUACAUUGUGAACGUCUAUCAGAUAUCCGAGGAGGGAGAGCAGAGUCUGAUCCUGUCUACCUCACAGACAACAGCACCCGAUGCCCCCCCUAAUCCUACCGUGGGCCGAGUUGAUGACACCGCCAUUGUUGUUCGCUGGAGCAGGCCCCAGGCACCCAUCACAGGGUACAGAAUCGUGUAUUCACCCUCAGUUGAAGGCAGUAGCACAGAACUCAACCUUCCUGAGACCGCCAACUCCGUCACCCUCAGUGACCUGCUGCCUGGCGUGCGGUAUAACAUCACCAUCUACGCUGUGGAGGAAAAUCUAGAAAGCGCGCCUGUCUUCAUCCAGCAGGAGACCACUGGCGUCCCCCGUGCAGAUAAAGUGCCCCCGCCCCGGGACCUGCAGUUCGUGGAAGUGACGGACGUGAAGGUCACCAUCAUGUGGACAGCCCCCGACAGCGCCGUGACCGGGUACCGCGUGGAUGUGAUCCCCGUCCACAUGCCCGGGGAGCACGGCCAGCAGCUGCCCGUCAGCAGGAACACCUUUGCCGAAAUCCUGGGGCUGACCCCCGGGGUCACGUACCACUUCAAGGUCUUUGCCGUGAACCACGGCAUGGAGAGCAAGCCUCUCGUGGGAGAACAGACCACCAAAUUGGAUGCUCCCACUAACCUCCAGUUUAUGAAUGAAACUGACACGACUGUCAUAGUGACUUGGACUCCGCCUCGGGCCCGGAUAAGCGGGUACCGACUGACCGUGGGCCUGACCCGGGGAGGCCAACCCCAGCAGUUCAAUGUGGGGCCCUCCGCCACACAGCACCCCCUGAAGAAUCUGCAGCCUGGGUCUGAGAACACGGUCACCCUCGUGGCUGUGAAAGGCAACCAGCAGAGCCCCCCGGUCACUGGAGUCUUUACUACCCAGAAGCCCAUGAGCUCCAUCCCACAUUACGACACAGAGGUGAAUGAGACCACCAUAGUGAUAACAUGGACACCUGCUCCCAGGAUUGGCUUUAAGCUGGGGGUACGACCAAGCCAGGGAGGAGAAGCUCCGCGAGAAGUGACUUCAAACUCAGGGAGCAUCGUGGUGUCUGGCCUGACGCCAGGUGUGGAGUACGAGUACUCCGUCUCGGUCCUCAAAGACGGGCGACAGAGCGGCACACCCGUUGUCAACAAAGUGGUGACGCCUAUAACUCCCCCAACAAACUUACACCUGGAGAGCAACCCUGACACUGGAGUGCUGACAGUCUCCUGGGAAAGAAGCACCACCCCUGACAUCAGUGGUUAUAGAAUCACCACCAUCCCUACAAAUGGCCAGACGGGAUAUUCCUUGGAAGAAGUGGUCCAUGCAGAUCAGAGUUCCUGCACUUUUGAGCACCUGAGUCCUGGCCUGGAGUACAAUGUCAGUGUUUACACGAUCAAAGAUGACAAGGAAAGUGCCCCUAUCUCUGCUGCCAUCGUGCCAGCUGUCCCUCCUCCCACUGACCUGCGGUUCACCAAUGUUGGUCCAGACACUAUUCGUGUCACGUGGGCCCCGCCUCCAUCCAUUGAAUUGAGCAACUUCCUGGUACGCUACUCACCCGUGAAAAAUGAGGAGGAUGUUGCAGAGCUGUCCAUUUCUCCAUCAGACAAUGUGGUGGUCUUGACAAAUCUCCUGCCUGGCACAGAAUAUUUGGUCAGCGUCUCCAGUGUUUAUGAACAACACGAGAGCACACCUCUCAGAGGAAGACAGAAAACAGGUCUUGAUUCCCCAACUGGCAUUGACUUCUCUGAAAUCACUGCCAACUCUUUCACGGUGCAUUGGAUUGCUCCUCGAGCCACCGUCACUGGCUACAGGAUUCGCCAUCAUCCCGAACGUGGUAGUGGAAGACCUCGAGAAGAUCGAGUGCCCCCGACUCGGAAUUCCAUCACCCUCACCAACCUCAGUCCGGGCACAGAAUAUGUGGUCAGCAUUGUUGCACUCAAUGGCAGAGAGGAAAGUCCCUCAUUGGUUGGUCAGCAAUCAACAGUUUCUGAUGUUCCACGGGACCUGGCAAUUAUUGCCACGAACCCCACCAGCCUCCUGCUGAGCUGGGAAGCUCCCCCCGUCACAGUGAGGUAUUACAGGAUCACCUAUGGAGAAACAGGAGGACAUGGCCCUGUCCAGGAGUUCACUGUGCCGGGGAGCAGGUCUACAGCAGAAAUCAAGGGCCUUACCCCUGGAGUAGACUACACCGUCACUGUGUAUGCUGUCACAGGCCGCGGGGACAGCCCGGCAAGCAGCAAGCCAGUUUCCAUUAAUUACCAGACAGGAAUUGACAAACCACCACAGAUGCAUAUCACUGAUGUUCAGGAUAAUAGCAUCAGUGUCAGAUGGCUGCCCUCAAGCUCCCCAGUCACUGGCUACAGAGUGACCACUGUUCCCAAAAACGGCCGGGGACCACCCAUCACGAAAACUGCAGGUCCAGAUCAAACAGAAAUGACCAUCGAAAGCUUGCAGCCCACAGUGGAGUAUGAGGUCAGUGUCUACGCUCAGAGUCCAAACGGAGAGAGUAAGCCUCUGGUCCAGACGGCCGUCACCAACAUUGAUCGCCCUAAAGGACUGACAUUCACUGAGGUGAAUGUCGAUUCCAUCAAAAUUGCCUGGAAAAGCCCACAGGGGCACGUUUCCAAGUACAGGGUGACCUACUCGAGCCCUGAGGAUGGAAUCCAUGAGGUCUUCCCUGGUGCUGAAGAAGAAACUGCAGAGCUGAAGGGCCUCAAGCCCGGUUCUGAGUACACAGUCAGUGUGGUUGCCUUGAACGGCGAUAAGGAGAGCAAGCCCUUGAUUGGAACGCAGUCUACAGCCAUUCCUGCACCAACCAAUCUGAAGUUCACUCAGGUUACCCCAACAAGCCUGACUGCCCAGUGGACAGCCCCCACUCUUAAGCUCACUGGCUAUCGGGUGUGGGUAACCCCCAAGGAUAAGACGGGACCAACAAAAGAAAUCAACCUUGCUCCCGAUAGCACAUCUGCGGUUAUCUCAGGACUCAUGGUGGCCACCAAAUAUGAAGUGAAUGUCUACGCUCUUAAGAACACUUUGACGAGCAGACCAGCUCAAGGAGUUGUCAGUACCUUGGAGAAUGUCAGCCCUCCACGAAGGGCCCGCGUGACAGAUGCCACUGAGACCACCAUCACCAUUAGCUGGAGAACCAAGACCGAGCCAAUCACCGGCUUCCAAGUUGAUGCUGUACCAGGAAAUGGCCAGAGUCCAGUUCAGAGAAUGAUCAGCCCCGAUGUCAGAAGCUACACCAUCACAGGCUUACAACCCGGCACUGACUACAAGCUCCACUUGUCCACCCUGAACGAGAAUGCCCGGAGCUCCCCUGUCAUCAUCGACGCCUCCACAGCCAUCGAUGCACCAUCCAACCUGCAUUUCCUGGCCACCACACCCAACUCCUUGCUGGUAGCAUGGCAGCCACCCCGAGCCAAGAUUACUGGUUACAUCAUCAAGUAUGAGAAGGCUGGGUCCCCUCUCAGAGAAGUGGUCCCUCGGCCCCGCCCUGGUGUCACAGAGGCUACUAUCACUGGUCUGGAGCCAGGAACCGAGUACACAGUCCACAUCAUUGCCCUUAAGAACAACCAGAAGAGUGAGCCUCUGAUCGGGAGGAAAACGACAGAUGAGCUUCCCAAACUGGUAACCCUUCCACACCCCAAUCAUCAUGGACCAGAGAUCUUGGAUGUUCCCUCCACAGCUCAAAAGACCCCUUCUGACAACAUUCCUGGCACUGCAGGUGGGCAGCCCAAUGAUGCUCGACAAAUGAUCUUUGAGGAGCAUGGAUUUAGGCGGACCACACCACCCACAAUGGCCACCCCUGUCAGGCCUAGGCCAGGACAAGAGGCUCUCUCUCAGACAACCAUCUCUUGGACCCCACUCCAGGAAAGCUCUGAGUAUAUAAUUUCAUGUCAUCCAGUUGGCACUGAUGAAGAAACCUUACAGUUCCGAGUUCCUGGAACUUCUACUAGUGCUACCCUGACGGGUCUCACCAGAGGGACCACCUACAACAUCAUCGUGGAAGCAGUGAAGGACCAGCUGAGGCACAAAGUUCGGGAGGAGGUUGUUACUGUGGGCAACUCGGUUGACCAAACUACGGAUGACUCGUGCUUCGACCCCUACACGGUGUCGCAUUAUGCCGUUGGACAGGAGUGGGAGCGGUUGUCCGAGUCUGGCUUUAAGCUCUCCUGCCAGUGCUUAGGCUUUGGCAGCGGUCACUUCAGAUGUGACUCGUCUAAGUGGUGCCACGACAACGGUGUGAACUACAAGAUCGGAGAGAAGUGGGAUCACCAGAAAGAGAACGGCCAGCUGCUGAGCUGCACGUGUCUUGGAAACGGAAAAGGAGAAUUCAAGUGCGAGCCUCAUGAGGCCACGUGCUACGAUGAUGGGAAGACAUACCACACGGGAGAGCAGUGGCAGAAGGAGUAUCUCGGCGCCAUUUGCUCCUGCACAUGCUUCGGAGGCCAGCGGGGCUGGCGCUGUGACAACUGCCGCAGGCCAGGCGCCGGUCCCGGCCCCGAAGGAGCUGCUGGUCACUCCUACAACCAGUAUUCUCCGAGAUACCCACCCAGCUCUACUGUCGACUGCCCAAUUGAGUGCUUCAUGCCGGUAGGUGUCCAGGCUGACAGAGAAGAUUCCCGAGAGUAA
Molecule: messenger RNA, 6999 nt
Organism: Pipistrellus nathusii (Nathusius's pipistrelle)
Lineage: Eukaryota; Metazoa; Chordata; Mammalia; Chiroptera; Vespertilionidae
Source: the annotation of a GenBank genome assembly